Molecule: messenger RNA, 3924 nt
Organism: Carassius gibelio (silver crucian carp)
Lineage: Eukaryota; Metazoa; Chordata; Actinopteri; Cypriniformes; Cyprinidae
Product: serine hydrolase-like protein
Exons: 15
Coding region: 213-1184 (323 amino acids)
Source: RefSeq, a predicted model, not a curated record
GUGGUAAGAGUUUUGGAAAUGUAAUUUUCGUUUUAUUAAUUUGCGAAAAGCUCUUUCUAACGAAAUUAUUAUUCAGCAGCAACGACUUUUAUUUUAAAGUCAAUUAAAAGUUAGAGGUCAGGAUGCGCUUUGCUCACACUGUGCGUCAUGUACUUGUAAAUAGCAACUAGACUUGAAAAGAACAGGCGAUUUAUAUCCCUCGAUGUGUGACCAUGCUUCCUGCAUUCACGAGCCUCAGACACUUUUCCACAACUACGGUGAGGAGAGCAGCGUCUGAGUUCCGAAUGACUGUCCCGUGGGGAGAGAUGAGAGGUCAGGUUUGGGGUCCUUCUAAUGGUCGUCCCGUGCUGUGCUUGCACGGUUGGGCUGACAACUGCGAGACAUUCAGUACCCUGAUUCCAUUGCUUCCUAAAGACUGGAGAUUCGUAGCCAUUGACUUUCCAGGUCACGGUCUCUCGUCUCAUAGGCCUGAUGGGUGCCUUUACACCUUCCCUUUGUAUGUGGCAGAUGUUCGGCGAGUUGUUGAAGCUCUUCAGUGGAAGCAGUUCUCUAUCAUUGGACAUAGUAUGGGUGGGAAUGUGGCAGGAAUAUUUAGUGCCUUGUACCCAGAGAUGGUUGAUGCUGUAGUUCUCUUGGACACUUAUGGAUUCCUCCCAACACAAAUGACUGACAUGUUCAAGAACAUGAGGAAAGGGAUUAACGAUCAAAUCCACUAUGACAACAAGACGGAUGAGAGGAAAGAGAGGGUGUACACGUAUGAGAAAGCCAAAGAAAGAUUGAAGGCUGCAAACCCUUCCCUUUCCGAUCAGUCUGCAGACAUUCUGUUAGAGCGAGCUAUCAGAGAAGUUGAGGGAGGAUUUGUAUUCACCAGAGAUUUCAGGAUCAACCUGAAAAACAUUGUGAAUAAUAAUAUUGAACAGUGCCUUCACAUGUUGUCACUAGUUAAAGCCAGAGUGAUGCUAUUGCUGGCAAAAGAUGGUAUAUUCAAAACGUUUACUCUACCUAAUGGAUAUGGUGAUAUGAUUCAGAAGAGCUGGACUGAUCAAAAAGCCACCAUUCUUAACAUAGAAGGGGAUCAUCACAUUCACCUCAACAAACCUGAGUCUGUGGCCUCCAUAAUCACUGAUUUUCUUCAGUCACACAGUCCUGACAGGGAAACAGGGAAUGAAUCACAGAAAAAUUAGUCUUCCAGAUUAUAGCACACAGAUGCCAAUUCAGAUUAUUCAAAUAAUAUACACUGUACACUGAUUAAAAUAUUUACACCAUUAACCAAUUCUCGUAAUUUUGUAUGAUACUGUGAUGCUUUAAGCAUCAUAAACCCACAAUUAUUUUUUUUAAUUUACAAAAGUUAUUUUAUUAGAAAACGCUCAGAACGUUUCAGGAAAUUUUCGAUAUCCAUUUGUCUUCCAUUUUUAACACUAUGUUCAGUCCCUCCGUGUGGAAAUCUCCCUCAUAUGAUGAUGCCGCCACAUUCACAGUAGGUACGGUGCUUUUUGAGAUGUGGAGCGUGUUAUAUUGGCAAAAUACAAAAUAAACGCUUAUAUCAGUAUUCAAAAAAAGAGGUUUAGUGCUGAACUGGCUUUAUAUAUUACUAGAUUUAAUCUAUUCAGAGAGAAGCUGGCUAUAUGUGAUGAACUAAAGUUUUUUUGAAAGCGUAAAUAUUAACCAGAACAUCUGUUCGUUUUUACUUUUGUUGUGAUGAAGCGAAACUAAAGGUUAAAGUCUAAUGCAAUUUGUGCAAUAAUUUGACUUUGUGCCAUUAUUGGGGGCAAGUACGGUAAAAGGACUGUCACUAUAAAUUAUAUUUUGAAUUAUGAACUAUUGAACUAUUGAUGAACUAUUUUCUACUUUAAUAUGUUUUAAAAUGAUGGUAAAGCGUAAUUUUCUGCAGCAUUACUCCAGUGUUUAGUCCAACAUGAUCCUUCAGAAACCAAUCUAAUAUGCUUAUUUGGUGCUUAAGAAACAAUUAUUAUUUUUAUCAGUGUUGAAAACAGUUCCACUUUAUUUAGGAUUGUUUGAUGAAUAGAAUGUACAAAUGAACAGCAUUUAUUUGAAAUAGAAAUCUUUUGUAACUUUAUAAAUGCUUUGACUGUCACUCUUGAACAAUUGUAUGUAUUCUUGUUGAAUAAAAGUAUAAUUUUUUAAUACUACUGACCCCAGAAGUACUACUACUGAACAGUAGUAUAUAUAAAAAUACUAAACCAAAUGUAUUUAUAUCACAAACAUGCUUGUUUGAUAAGUUAGUGUCCUUAUUUAAAGUGAUGAACUACACCUGUGUUAACUUAAAUCACUGUGAUAACAGUUAGUUAAAAAUAAUUGCAGAAAUAUUUCAAAAGAGUGAUACUGGAUCUGAGAGAAGUUCCAGCUAAAUGUACUUGCAGCUGCCACUUAGUUUGAUAUUUUAUUGUUACCGAAAUUUGGGCAUUUUUAGGUGUGACAUUUUCAAGUGUCCAAAUACAUUACUGUAUGCAACUGGUGUGUGUGUGUGCAUCAGCUGUGUUAUGAAUGUGCAGAUUGCUGUGAAUGUGUCUGUUUGUUUAAUUUCCUUCAGGUUUUGCUGAAAGCUGCACAUUUGCCUUGUGCUCAUAUGUAGAGAUAUUUCCAUGGUUACCCCCCUCCCAACUGGAAUGGGAUGGUACAGCUUUUGACAAGGAGAGCACGAAAGCAAGGGUGCGAGAAAAGCCCUCAUUCCAUAGCACUGAAUAAAAUCAAAUGUCUUUGUCCACAUAGCUUUGCCAGCUGCUGUUUAGCUUCGUUAUUCAGCAUUUUAAUUAGACGAUUCCAUCUGCUUAGCCUGGGUUUGAGAUUUAAAACCCGAAACUACAGCGUCAGUUCACAGACGAUCAAGGAAAGACUGCAGAUCACACAAUGCCCUGGAUGUUUCUGGACUGGUUCGUCCCCGUCUAUCUGCUGGUCUCUGUCCUGGUCCUGGCUGGUUUUGGAGCAUGUCUGUAUUUUCUGGAGCCAGGUCUUCAGGAUGCCCACAAGUGGAGCAACAAGUCACUGAAGCACCAGCCACUGGCAUGCUGCAGAGAUGACGACAGCAAUGCCUUGUUAUGAUGUGGAUGCUGCAAUUAGACGUUUGAGCCAAGUCAUACUGUAUAUUGAUGCCACUUUAUCAAAAUCCAUUGUCUUUUCACAGGGUUUCUAUAGUUACUGUAUAUGCAAUCAUCUACAAUCAGAUUACAGACCAAAAUAGUAUAAUACACUGCAGAACUCGACUGCAGAACAGUGAUGAUUCCCACACAACCUUCCACACAAGUCAACAUCAGAGUAAGUUUUGGUGACAUUUGGCCAAACUGGAGGAACAUCCUUGACUUUUAUGUAAAGGGUGUAUUGUGUGAAAACACAUUACAAACGAUGAACAAACAAGAGGGAAGGUUUCCAGAUCAUGACGUCAUGUUCCAGUUCACAUUUUAGGACAUGCCUGAGAUAUCUGGAAAACCAAUGUCCUAAGAUACAUACGUUAUAUUGUGAAUUAAAGAGUAAAGUAGGGAACUCAAAAUACUCGGCAUGCUAUUUGUCAUUAGUCAUUAGAUAAUGAUAGAAAUAUUAGUUUCUGCCUUCUGAUAUAAAAAGUGACAUAUUUCAAAAGCAUGUUCAAAACUCAUUCUUUUCUGAGGCCCUGGAAGUGUUUAUUAUCAGUUUAUUAGUUUGAGUUUUUUUAACGUGCCAGUAGUUUGUGUCACUCACUCAUUAUCUUUGGUCUGUAACAUCUAGAUUCACACCAAUUUCAUCAACAAAAUGCCUUUAAUGUGAGUUAAAAUUGUGUUAAGCUGUUGGUUAUAAUCAUACUUUGUACAAUCGUAUAUAAUAAUGGCAUUCGCAAUAUAGUGGAUAAUUGUAUCAAGAAUUGUACUAUGUUUCUUUCCCCCUCUUGCAAAUAUUACUUUAUUUAAAAAUAAACACAAACUGGUCAAGAAA